UUUACUGAUAUUUUCUGUUAAAAUCAAUAAUUUACUUUAAACUUGUAGGCCGACGUAGAUAAAGCCGUCGAAGCAGCUCGCCGGGCGUUCAAACUUGGUUCGACAUGGCGCACCAUGGACGCUUCAAAUCGUGGUCGUCUCAUUUGCAAGUUAGCUGAUCUUAUCGAACGGGAUGCCGAGUAUUUGGCUGCCCUAGAGACUCUCAAUAAUGGGAAGCCUUUAGCAGAAGCCCAGUUCGAUAUGGUUUGCGCCAUCAAUUGCCUUCGCUAUUACGCGGGUUGGGCUGACAAGAUUCACGGCCAAACAAUUCCCGCUGAUGGUAAUAUCUUUGUUGUGACGCGAAAGGAACCUGUUGGAGUCGUCGGCCAGAUCAUUCCUUGGAACUACCCAGUAUUGAUGUGUACCUGGAAAUUUGGACCGGCAUUAGCUGCCGGUUGCACAGUUGUGCUGAAGCCUGCCGAGCAAACCCCGCUAACCGCUCUUUAUUUAGCACAACUGUCAGUCGAGGCUGGAUUUCCUCCUGGCGUUAUAAACGUGAUCAAUGGUUUCGGUGAAACGGCUGGAGUAGCUUUAACUAAUCAUCAAAAUGUUCAAAAAAUUGCUUUCACUGGGUCAACAGAGGUCGGCAAGAUAAUUAUGGAAACUGCUGCCAAGUCCAACCUUAAGCGUGUCAGCUUAGAACUGGGCGGGAAAAGUCCAAUCGUUGUAUUUCCCGACGUUGAUUUGGAUACUGCCGUUACCACCUGUUACAACGCCAUUUUUGCUAACAUGGGCCAAUGCUGUUGUGCUGGUUCACGUACAUUUGUACACGAAGACAUUUAUGAUGAAUUCGUCAAAAAAGCUACUGCCAUGGCCGCCGCACGCAAAGUCGGAAAUCCAUUUGACGAAGGGGUAGAACAAGGACCACAGGUUAGCGAAGAGCAGCAUAACAAAAUUCUUGAGCUGCUCGAAUCCGGUAAGGCGCAAGGUGCCUCUGUUACGUGCGGUGGUAAAAAAUGGGGAUCCGAAGGUUACUUUAUUGAACCAACAGUGUUUGCAGAUGUAACGGAUGACAUGCGUAUAGCAAAGGAAGAGAUUUUUGGUCCUGUCCAAACAAUCUUGAAGUUCCGAACAAUGGAGGAACUGAUUGAACGUGCCAAUAAUACUUCUUAUGGUCUUGCUGCGGGCGUGCUGACUAAUGACAUCAACACAGCCCUCACGUUUGCCCAAGCCGUAGAGGCUGGUUCCGUCUGGGUAAAUUGCUAUGAUGCCACUAUGCCCCAAACGCCAUUCGGUGGUUUCAAAAUGUCCGGUCAAGGAAGAGAAUUGGGUGAAGAAGGUUUGCAUCAUUAUCUGGAAGUCAAGACCAUUACUAUUGCAAUUCCCCAAAAGAACUCAUAAGAGUUUCAAUAAUAAGCACAGCUCGCUGCUGUCUUGCAUAGGUAUAAAAUAUAUUUCCUUCCUCCUUGUUAUAUCCCUCAAAGGGUCUAUGUGGAUGCCUAAAUGCACAACCCGAUUUGAAAAGGGAUACUAUCACAAAUCUAUGUUUAAAAUGAAUACACUAGAAUGUCCCUUAUAA
Molecule: messenger RNA, 1558 nt
Organism: Daphnia magna
Lineage: Eukaryota; Metazoa; Arthropoda; Branchiopoda; Diplostraca; Daphniidae
Product: retinal dehydrogenase 2
Exons: 14
Coding region: 115-1380 (421 amino acids)
Molecular function (GO): aldehyde dehydrogenase (NAD+) activity
Source: RefSeq, a predicted model, not a curated record